Rattus rattus (black rat) is the source of this 5719-nucleotide messenger RNA. RefSeq names its product ubiquitin specific peptidase 48 (gene Usp48). Gene Ontology annotation, cellular component: cytosol; nucleus. The coding region runs from base 87 to 3281 and encodes 1064 amino acids. Gene Ontology annotation, molecular function: cysteine-type deubiquitinase activity; protein binding; cysteine-type endopeptidase activity. The record is from RefSeq and is a predicted model, not a curated record. The transcript has 28 exons. Gene Ontology annotation, biological process: protein deubiquitination. Lineage: Eukaryota; Metazoa; Chordata; Mammalia; Rodentia; Muridae.
AAUCAUCCUCCAGGGAUCCGACUCUGGAGUUCUGGCUGACCCGGUUUCUACUAUUAACAGGUCCCACCCACAGUCCCGGCAGCCCUAUGGUGUGCCAGUGCCCGUUCGGGCGGAGACGGAGGCGGCGCCGGAGGCCACCCGGCUCGGCGAGUGCUAUUUCGGUCAAGGCCAUGGCUCCGCGGCUGCAGCUGGAGAAGGCGGCCUGGCGCUGGGCGGAGACGGUGCGGCCCGAGGAGGUGUCGCAGGAGCACAUCGAGACCGCCUACCGCAUCUGGCUGGAGCCCUGUAUCCGAGGCGUAUGCAGAAGAAACUGCAGAGGAAAUCCGAAUUGUUUAGUUGGGAUUGGCGAGCACAUUUGGUUAGGAGAAAUAGAUGAGAAUAGUUUUCAUAACAUUGAUGACCCCAACUGUGAGAGGAGGAAAAAGAAUUCGUUUGUGGGCCUGACUAACCUGGGAGCCACCUGUUACGUCAACACCUUCCUCCAGGUGUGGUUCCUCAACUUGGAGCUUCGGCAGGCGCUGUACUUAUGCCCAAGCACCUGUAGUGAUUACACGAAGGGAGAUGGUAUCCGUGGAGGAAAAGAUUAUGAGCCUCAGACAAUUUGUGAGCAUCUUCAGUACUUGUUUGCUUUGUUGCAAAACAGUAACAGACGAUACAUCGAUCCUUCGGGAUUUGUGAAAGCCUUGGGCUUGGACACUGGGCAGCAGCAGGAUGCACAAGAGUUUUCCAAGCUUUUUAUGUCACUGUUGGAAGACACUUUGUCUAAACAGAAGAACCCGGAUGUUCGGAACGUCGUGCAGCAGCAGUUCUGCGGGGAGUAUGCCUAUGUGACAGUGUGUAGUCAGUGUGGCCGAGAGUCUAAGCUCGUAUCGAAGUUCUAUGAACUGGAGUUAAACAUCCAAGGCCACAAGCAGUUAACAGACUGCAUCUCCGAGUUCCUGAAGGAAGAAAGGUUAGAAGGAGACAAUCGAUACUUCUGUGAAAACUGUCAAAGCAAACAGAAUGCCACUCGGAAAAUCCGACUUCUGAGCCUCCCUUGUACUCUGAACUUGCAGCUGAUGCGUUUUGUGUUUGACCGGCAAACUGGACACAAGAAGAAGCUUAAUGCUUAUAUUGGCUUCUCGGAGAGCCUAGAUAUGGAGCCAUAUGUGGAGCACAAAGGCGGGUCCUUUGUGUACGAGCUCAGCGCGGUCCUCAUCCACAGAGGAGUCAGUGCCUAUUCCGGCCACUACAUCGCCCACGUGAAAGACCCCCAGUCUGGAGAAUGGUACAAGUUCAAUGAUGAGGACAUAGAGAAGAUGGAGGGGAAGAAACUACAGCUAGGGAUUGAGGAAGAUCUAGCAGAACCUUCUAAGUCCCAGACCCGAAAACCCAAGUGUGGCAAAGGAACGCACUGUUCUCGAAAUGCAUACAUGUUGGUUUAUAGACUGCAAACCCAGGAGAAGAACCACACGAUGGUUCAAGUCCCAGCCUUUCUCCAAGAGCUGGUGGAUCGGGAUAAUUCCAAAUUUGAAGAGUGGUGUGUAGAAAUGGCCGAGAUGCGCAGGCAGAGUGUGGACAAGGGCAGAGCGAAGCACGAGGAGGUGAAGGAGCUGUACCAAAGGUUGCCUGCUGGAGCUGAGCCCUAUGAGUUUGUCUCUCUUGAGUGGCUGCAGAAGUGGCUGGAUGAAUCAACCCCUACCAAACCUAUUGAUAAUAAUGCCUGCCUGUGUUCCCACGACAAGCUCCAUCCAGACAAAAUAUCAAUUAUGAAGAGAAUAUCGGAAUACGCAGCUGACAUUUUCUAUAGUCGAUAUGGAGGAGGUCCCAGACUCACUGUGAAAGCCCUCUGUAAGGACUGUGUUGUGGAGCGUUGUCGCAUACUGCGCCUGAAGAAUCAACUAAAUGAAGAUUACAAAACUGUCAACAAUUUGCUGAAAGCAACAAUGAAGGGCAGUGAUGGAUUUUGGGUAGGAAAGUCUUCCUUGCGCAGCUGGCGCCAGCUGGCUCUCGAGCAACUAGAUGAGCAAGACGGUGAGGCGGAGCAAAGCAACGGGAAGAUAAACGGGAGUCCCUUCAGUAAAGAUGAAUCAAAGGAAGAAAAGAAAGAAGAGGAGGAGGAACUAAAUUUUAAUGAAGACAUUCUGUGUCCUCAUGGAGAGUUAAGCAUAUCUGAAAAUGAAAGAAGGCUCGUUUCUCAGGAGGCUUGGAGCAAACUGCAGCAGUAUUUCCCAAAGGCUCCUGAGUUCCCAAGUUACAAAGAGUGCUGCUCGCAAUGCAAGAUACUAGAACGAGAAGGUGAAGAAAAUGAAGCCUUGCAUAAAAUGAUUGCAAAUGAGCAAAAGACCUCACUUCCAAACUUGUUCCAGGACAAAAACAGACCGUGCCUCAGUAACUGGCCAGAGGACACGGACGCUCUCUAUAUUGUGUCGCACUUCUUUUUAGAUGAAUGGCGGAAAUUUGUUAGGAAGCCUGCGCGGUCCACUCCCGUGUCCUCAGUUGGGAACGCUGCCCUUCUCUGUCCACAUGGAGGACUCAUGUUUACAUUUCCUUCCCUCACCAAAGAAGACUCGAAACUUAUAGCUCUCAUAUGGCCCAGCGAAUGGCAAAUGAUUCAAAAGCUCUUUGUUGUGGAUAAAGUAAUUAAAAUCACAAGAAUUGAAGUGGGAGACGUAAACCCUUCUCAAAUACAGUAUAUUUCUGAGCCUAAUCUCUGUCCAGAUUGCAGAGAAGGUCUGCUGUGCCAGCAGCAGAGGGACCUUCGAGAGUAUACCCAAGCCACCAUCUAUGUCCACAAAGUUGUGGACAACAAAAAGGUGAUGAAGGACUCGGCUCCAGAGUUGAAUGUGAGUAGUUCUGAGACGGAGGAGGACAAGGAGGAAGCUAAGCCAGACGGAGAGAAAGACCCUGACUUUAAUCAAAGCAAUGGAGGUACCAAGCGACAGAAAACAUCCCAACAGGGCUAUGUGGCCUACCAGAAGCAAGUCAUCCGGAGGAGCACGCGGCACCGGAAAGUUCGGGGAGAGAAAGCGCUGCUAGUGUCUGCCAACCAGACUUUAAAAGAACUGAAGAUUCAGAUCAUGCAUGCAUUCUCAGUCGCUCCGUUUGACCAGAAUUUGUCAAUUGAUGGAAAGAUUUUAAAUGAUGACUGUGCUACCCUUGGUACCCUCGGUGUCAUUCCUGAGUCUGUCAUUUUAUUAAAGGCAGAUGAGCCAAUCGCAGACUACGCUGCAAUGGAUGAUGUCAUGCAAGUUUGUAUGCCGGAAGAGGGCUUUAAAGGUACAGGCCUGCUUGGACAUUAAUCUUUGACCACUUGUUGACUGCCAAGGAAUGACCAGAAAGGAAGAUGAACUUGACCUGUUAGGGCAUUAAAGAAAAUGUGGAUUUAAGAAUUAAACUCUUACCUGGCUCUUCCAAAAGGCAAAAAUCCAUUCAAAGAGACUGUCCCAAUUGCCUUAUGUCAAAUAAAGCAGAUUGCACUGGUGGACAUCAGACUUGAAGGAAAUGUUUCAGGUUUUCUAUUUAGGGUGGGAGGGAGAGGGCGAGAGAGGACUGAGCAGGCAGAGUAGCAGGCAGAGUAAAUCAUGUUUACACAGGAGGGAGUAAAGUCCUGGUCAGUUUCACACAGAUGUCCUGGUCAGUAGUGGAUUUGUCACAGUACAUGGGCUAGCAUCCUGCUCCAAACUCUCAAGUGACUUGUCUAGAGACGCGACCUGCUAACCCACCCUGUCUUUGACCUGUACUCACCUUUCAAUAAAGCAUGAAAGUGAAGGACUUGCCAACAAGGAACGGGUCUUCAGAGCGCCACUCCCGCAGGACAGCCACAGCCCUGCGGCCUGCUCCGUGUCUGUCAGUGCUGGGUUGAAGGCACCCGUGUGCUUUCCUUGUCAAGCCAGGGACCGUCUCAGUUUAUCUCCAUCAUUCCAGAGGUGAUGGGAAAUGUUCAGCAAAGAAAGUAUCCCUGAACAUUUGAAAAGCCGGACAGAAGAGUGACCGCUUCCCUGAAGCUCCGUAGGACAGCACGGGUUUUUAUAGACAACCCUCCCAUUCUCCAGUUCCUCUUUCCUCGGACCUCACUUCUUUCUGAAAACCAUUCUUCUGAUACAUCCUACAGGGGCAUUUGGAAAGGAGGAACAAAAGACUAUACAGGGCGUGCUGUCUCUCCAGCUCAGGAUCACAUUGAUUAGUCUAAGCAGCAUCAGGAUCUGCAGGAACAGAAAGGUUUUAGCAGAGCAUGCGGCUGGGCUGGGCAGAUUUGCAUUGUCUGUCGAGUGGAUGUUGGUAUGUUUGUGGCCCAGUUGCUCACACAGAUUUUUUGUUGUUGUUGUUACUUUUUUCCUUUUAAAUCUCUAGUUUAAAAACCUUAACUGAUGUGUACAAGCUGAUCUGAACAUUAGCAGCAUCUUUUGAUAGCUUUCUGCCAGUGCUUAUGGCUGCUGGGUAAAACUCUGAAUGUGGUAUUUAGGUUUGCAAUGAAGAGUGUUCUCUAGGUGGUGAGAAGCGCAGGGCAGAGCCGGGAGAGCUGCACACCGUCCUGGAGGACUACCCACGGAGCUCCUGCCUUUGGGGACACAGGGACUCAGGUGACCCUAGUUAUCAGGUCUGUUCUUUACUGAGCACCACAGAAAUGGGACCAAGCCUCACUCACCAAGAGCCCACUCUUUCCCAAGGCCAAGACAAUUGAAAGGUCGCCAAAUAUUUGACAAGUGACCUUUAUUGUCCUUACAAAGAAACCCGGAGCUUGAGGCUGUGCGACAAAGCGUUGGUAGGACCUCGGCACCCCUAAAAGGUGGUGGGGAUAAGUGGCAAAAAGCUGUGUGCGCCCCCUCCCCCGUCCCCCUUCUUGGGAUUGUAAGUGCACAAGCCAGAAGUUAGCACUGUGAGAUUGUUUGCAUAGGCAUCUUUUGUUUCCUUUGCAUAAUAUUAGCAAAGUAAUAGCCAUUGACUCUUGUCAGGCAAAUGCAGGUGGGGCAGACCCAGUGUCAUCGACCCAGUGUCUGCUGCUUCCGCCUCGACAGCCGUCACCCAUCACCCACUGCAGAGCCUUAUUGGAACUUCAGCUCAGACCCCGCACCCACCGAACAUGGCCACUCCUGAAAAGCUUGGGACCCCUGGGCUGCGGCCUCCUCACAGCUUGAAGCACAGAUUUCAGAGCAUCCACGUGGACUUAACAGCUGCCAUGGCCCUGCUUCCUAAUCCAUGCUGUUUGGUUGACUUCUGAACUGUGGUGGCUCUACAGCACAGGCUAGCUCUUCCUCUGGGUUCUAAAGCCACAUCCAGAAACCGCAUUAAACCAGAUUAUGAAUCUCCAGGCUUCUUUAUGUUUCUUUUGUCUUUCCCAGACAGGGUCUCCUGUAACCCAGGCUGGCCUCAGGCUCAACUAUGUAACCAGGAUAACCUUCCCAUCUUCCUCCUCCCAGGUGCUGGGAUUGCAGGCUCGUGGCCACUGUGACAGGUUUCCUGUGCUGUGUGGAGUCCCGAGCCCAUGGUUUCGUGCACACUAGACAAGCGUUCUGCACACUGACCCAUGUCCCCAGCUCUACCCAUGUAUAUUUCUAAUCAUUCUUUAAUCCCAAGCAAACGUGGAGUCUCCUAUGCUGAGUCCAUUACCAGACUGUAGGUUAUCAUUUGAUGUCUUUAUUCCCUGAGAGAAACCUCUUCUGUAUUUAUGAACUUGAUUAUUGAGAAUCACUGUUAACCUUUCUGCCAAAUUAAAGACACCCGUGUCUGUUUCCACGGA